This is a messenger RNA of Xiphophorus couchianus (Monterrey platyfish), 3299 nucleotides long. RefSeq names its product SUN domain-containing protein 2-like. Lineage: Eukaryota; Metazoa; Chordata; Actinopteri; Cyprinodontiformes; Poeciliidae. Gene Ontology annotation, cellular component: meiotic nuclear membrane microtubule tethering complex; nuclear envelope. The transcript has 8 exons. The coding region runs from base 116 to 952 and encodes 278 amino acids. The record is from RefSeq and is a predicted model, not a curated record. Gene Ontology annotation, molecular function: protein-membrane adaptor activity.
CAACAAACCCGUUGGGGAAAGGAGACGCCCGUAGAACCAUGGCUCCCCGUUGUCUCUAAACAAAAACAAGGUUGAACAGCAUCCAGAUAUCCUGCUGUGGCCUUAUUCCAGAGUCAUGCCAAGAACAAGUGAACGUUUGAUAAGAAAUGGGUACUAUGACAUGUAUGGACAACCACUUAUUUCAUACAGAGAGAUGCCAAACAGAAGGAGGCGCAUAACAGGUCGCCCUGUACAUGGGGAGGCAACAUUUAGAGAGAGGUUUCAUAGCCUUGAGGACAAUAUGACUGUCCAAGAAAACCAGACCAUGGACACUCUGAUACGGGAUUGUUAUAACAUCUUUGUCUUUGUCUUUGUCAUCUUUGUCGUCUUUGCUUGUAUUUGCCGAAUUAUUUCCCUGCACUCGCGAUCUUCAGAAUUAUAUGUCACACCAACUCUAACAGACAUGGUUACAAUCUCUGGAGGUGAGGAUCAGGUAUAUCUCUCCAGGCUGCAGUCGUUGGAGGCAAAGCUUGAGUACCUUCUACCACAAGCAGAUCUGUGGCCCAACUUUGCUCUGGGGUCUCAAGGAGCAACGAUUUUACACAAGAUGACCUCAAAAACAUAUCAGAGCAUUAAAGGAUGUAGAUGGUUUGGGAAGCUACCUCCAAUAGGCCCAAACAUUGUUAUUCAGGGAGGAACUGAUCUGAUUCCAGGACAAUGCUGGGCCUUUGAAGGCUUCCCGGGACGUUUAUCCGUCGAACUGUCAAACAAAGCCACAGUCACUCAUGUGUCGCUGGGUCAUAUUCCCAAGAUUGUUUCCCCAACUGCGUCAGUCUCCAGUGCUCCUAGAGAAUUUUCUGUCUAUGGAAAGAGGAAUUUAGAAGAUGAGGAGAGUCAUUUGGGAACUUUCCUAUAUGAUGAAGAUGGAGACCGAAUACAGACCUUCAGACUUCCCGUAAAUAUGUCAAAUUAAUGUUUUAUUAACUAAAUACAGUUCUCACAAAAGCCCAGAGUGACUGACCCUGUUAUAAAUAUUGAUCAUCUUUCCUAACAUACAACCAUAAGGUUCUUCACUGGGUGUUUCUAGCAUUCAAUAAAAAAAAAAAACAACUUUAAAUAAAAUGGCAGAUACCGUAUUAUUGUUCCAUUCAAAAUGCUCCAAUGAAAAUUUCUAUUUAAAUCAUAAAAAUUAUGUUAAUCUGCACUUCCAGAGCUGUUGCGUGAGACUGCAACUGGUAGAUAGCAUUGAAAAAUUAAUCUAUUAGUCAAGUUUGUAGCAAAAAAUAUUAUUUUUUGUCAUGAUAACAAUUCAUUUGUUAUCCCUGUGUUACUACAUAACAUUUUGUUUUCUGGUUAGCAGGAUAUCAGUAUAACCUCCAUGCUAUCUUGAGAAAAACUAUGCAAAAUAUUUUUACAGCAAGGCCAGUUGAACUAGGCUUCCAUGCACUUUAAGACAGACCUCCUUUGUUUCUAUUGUCUUUCUAUUUGUAACUAUGGAUUAUUAAUCUACUUUACAGGCCAAUAAAGUUGGUUCCUUCCGCUACGUGAAUCUACAGGUGAACAGCAACUGGGGUCAUCCGGAUUACACCUGCCUCUAUAGCUUUAGAGUGCAUGGAGAACUUGCUGAAUGACAAGGACAACAAGGAGGAAAGGGUUUUCUCCUUUCAUAUAUUACUUUUGUAUAUGUUUAGAUAAUUAAUUUUAAGUCCUCACAAAAAACAGAUACACCAGUCAACCAUAAGUAGACAAACAAAUGAAGAAGGAAAAACAACACACACACAUACAUAAAGGCUCUCAGACAUGUACAACAUGAACCAAUUACAUUUUCUUGUUGUCCCCCCAACCCUCAUCUUGGUGCCUGUAUGUUGGGGUUUACCCCGGUGAACAAGUGGGUAACCUCCCUCCGCCUACGAGUGGGGGGACAGGUUCUGACUGUUAUUUGUGCUUACACACCAAACAGCAGUUCAGGCUACCCACCCUUUCUGGAGUCCUUGGAGGGUGUACUGGAGAGUGCCCCUCAUGGGGAUUCCCUUGUUCUACUGGCGGACUUCAACGGGACAGUGGGCAAAGACAGUGAGACCUGGAGGGGUGUGGUUGGGAGGAAUGGCCCCGCUGACCUGAACUCCGGUAGUGAACUGUUGCUGGACUUCUGUGCUCGUCAUGGAUUGUCCUGUGCAUGGUUGUUUGUCCUGUCUCUCUCUAAAUUGAGCAGGAUCCAUUAAAACAUCUUUUGGAAUAAUUCUUGUUAUUUUCUUAACCUCCUCCCAAAAAGCCCUGAUUUUGUUGCAUUGCCAUGAGCAAUGUAAUAGUGCCCCUUUCUCCACCAUGCAUACACAAAUCUAGAAUGAUGGGGUUAUAUUUAUUCAGUUUUACAGGUGUGAUGUAUAUUCUCAAAGUCCAUUUAUACUGUAAUAGUCUAGAUUUUGUUCUAAUGGAUUGAGUAUGGGGGCUGCACAAUGGCGCAGUUGGUAGCACUGUUGCCUUGCAGCAAAGAGGUUCAGACAUAAUAAAAGUGGCAUGUGUGGGUUCUCCCCGGGUGCUCCGGCUUCCUCCCACAGUAUAAACAUGACUGUUAGGUUAAUUGGUCUGUCAAAAUUCUCCUUAGGUGUGAGUGUGUGCAUGCAUGGUUGAUUGUCCUGCCUCUCUCUAAAUUGAGCAGGAUCCAUUAAAAUAUCUUUUGGAAUAAUUCUUAUUUUCUUUACCUCCUCCCAAAAAGCACUGAUUUUGUUGCAUUGCCAUAAGCAAUGUAAUGCAUACACAAAUCUAGGAUGAUCAGGUUAAAUUUAUUCAGGUUUACAGGAGUGAUGUACAUUCUCAUAGUCCAUUUAUACUGUAAUAGUGUAGAUUUUGUUCUAAUGGUUAGAGUAUGAGAGCUGCACAACGGCACAAUUGAUAGCACUGUUGCCUUGCAGACAAGCGGUUCAGACAUAAUAAAAGUGGCAUGUGUGGGUUCUCUCUGGGUGCUCCAGCUUCCUCCCACAGUAAAAACAUGACUGUUAGGUUAAUUGAUCUGUCCAAAUUCUCCUUAGGUGUGAGUAUGUGUCGCAUGGUUGUUUGUCCUGUGUGUCACUGUGUUGCCCUGGGAUGGAUUGGCAACCUUUACAAUUCCAUGUUGUGAAUUUAAGUUCUAGUUUUUGCACCAUUUAAAAUGAAAACACUGACACUUUUACAUAAACUGUUGUUACAUUUAACAUAAAUUGUCUGAGAGCAUUAACAUAUUCAAACAUAAACAUAAACUCUGAAAACAGUGCAUCUUUAUUUCUUAAUCAAAAUUAAAGAUUUUCUGUGCAGGAUAUGGGAACACAGCAACAUGAUUUUUU